Messenger RNA from Pocillopora meandrina, 1256 nucleotides. The record is from the annotation of a GenBank genome assembly. NCBI's taxonomy places the organism in Eukaryota, Metazoa, Cnidaria, Anthozoa, Scleractinia, Pocilloporidae.
CGCGGGUACUACAAAGAGGCCGGCCAAAAGGGGUAUUGAUGUCAAUAUUUCCUCCCACUGGUUAUAAAAGGGAACUUAAACGUUGGAGAACAGAUGAAAAAUAGUGCCAAGACCUGUUGACAGUGACAGCUUAUUGAUGGGCAGGAGAAACCACAUUUCCUAAUCUUCGAGAAUCGUCGUGAUAUAAAUUGCGUCCAGGUUUACCACUAGUUCAUAGUGCGAUUUCAUGGUGCAUCUCAGAGGACCUUGUUAGGAUAAGAGAAGAUCAACAAGAUGAAAACAACAACUUUUCUCGUCGUAGCAGCUAUCUUACUUUCUUUUAUUGUUGAGGAGAGUGACGGAAAAGUUACCACAGUUCUACAUCAUGGUCGCAUUAGAAGCCUUCAGAAAAAGCGGAGACGAACGGAGAAAAAGGGUCAACCAAAAGCAAAUCAGGAGGGUGGGAAUCAUACUAAGCAUGCCGGAUACCGAACUCAGAAAGUAGGAUAUUAUCUUGAAGUUUUUUGUUUUCUUUUAUAUAAGAUCAAGAGGAUAAUACUUUUUAAACAAAAUUUACUAGUUGUGCUAGCUUACAAAAAUAGGAAAUGCACUGAGUCAAAAACAAUUCUUUUUUACUUGUUUAGAAAUACACCAGAUGGCACGAGUCUCCAAGCUGGAUGACCGAGUGACUGAACAUCGCUCUUCAGUUGAGAUGCAAGUUUUAUGCGUCGACAAACAAGAAGUCAAGAUGCAGUUGAGAGACUGGUUUUCGUUUUUUAUACUUACACGAGUCCGACUAUACAUGAACGAUAUCAUAAAUUAAUCAUCCGAUUUUAGUAAAAUAGUACUUUUAGGACAUAAUAUUUUGCAAUUGUUUACUUCACGAGUUAUUUGCCUCAAUUCGACAUAAAGGCCUACGGAGAAUUCCAGUGGUCAGUUUUCGCCCAAGAUCUGCCUGCUGCUAUAAUAGGAUUAACUAUCCUCAAGAGGUAAAGCUGAUUACACUAUGAUAAAGCUUUCAAAGCAAGGCGUACAACCAGUUGAAUUGUACAUCAAGUUCACCAUGUAGUUUUAAACAAUUGCCAAUGACCAGGCGAUCAAAAGAGCAGUAGAAUCGUACCCAUGAGUUGACUGUGUAUAUAGUAAGUACCAUUUCACGCCUGAUUGCAUGUAAUUCCAACGCUUUUUCAUUUGUUAAGCCUUCGUCGUUGUAAGCUAUAUCAACGACAGCAGCUGUAAUAUAUAUUUGAGCUUUUUUUUUCUGAGAUGGAUCGCAG